AUGGUGACUGAGAGUUUGCAAUAUCCCUCGACAGGGUCGUCUUCACCAUCUUUACCUAAUCCUCCACAAAAUCAAAUUCCCGUCGAAUCGUUCAUAGGAAGCAUUAUCUCUCUGACUUCAAACUACGGUCUAAGAUACGAAGGAGUUCUCUAUGGUUUCAAUAUCUAUGAUUCCACGCUUAUUCUUCUUAACGUGAGAUGCUAUGGUACAGAGGGAAGAAACAAUAUAGGGUUUCAAAUAGCCCCUUCUUAUGACGUUUACAAUUACAUUAUUUUCAGGGGAACCGAAAUCAAGGAAUAUGUACUAGUUAAGCCUCCUCCAACGAGCUCUACGCUUUGUGGUUACGGUUGUUUAGCAAGAGGAGUUACAUGUAGUAAACAUUCUCAUGCCACAAAACCACCACUCCCUAUCAUCUUCUCGUCACACAAUCAUCAACACGGUGCUAAGAUACGCCAGAAAGUUCCAUUGAUCUCCAAUGAAGAGCUCAGCAGCAAAACACAAGCUACUACAGAUUCUUAUUCUUCCUCAUUCAAAGAACCUGUUAAUGAUAUUGCUUCAUAUCCCUUUGAUCAACCGCAAUAUCCUGGUUUAAAUUUCUGUGAUCCUUGUUCUAUUCCUGCUUACCAAUCUAUGCCUGAUCAUGGUGCACUUUAUCAAGCUCCUAUGAAAUCUCCCUCGGGGGUGUUGAUUACUCCUAAAAGUUUCUUUACCACUUUUCCCCCUGUUCCCAUUUCUCUUCGGCAGAGUAAUGGAGGAAUUGAAUUUGAGGCAUUGAGUAAGAACUUCAAGCAGUUUGAGUUAUGGGAACCUCAAGAAAACAACAAUCAAACAGACGCUAAUACUAUUGAUGGAUCUUCUUACAUGAUCUCGCGCAAUCCGUUUGAUCCUAUCGGAAAACCUUGCAAUCCGUGUGGCCCUAUCGCAAGACCCGUGAAGCAUAACUUACAAAGUAGACAUCAAUUACCACCACCACCACCAUCCGAUUUCAGUGGUAUAUUCCUUGAGUCGAUAUCGAAUAUGCACAUACCAUGCAUUGACAAGUAG
Messenger RNA from Eutrema salsugineum, 1044 nucleotides. RefSeq names its product decapping 5-like protein. The record is from RefSeq and is a predicted model, not a curated record. Gene Ontology annotation, biological process: cytoplasmic stress granule assembly; P-body assembly. Gene Ontology annotation, cellular component: P-body. Bases 1 to 1044 code for a protein of 347 amino acids. Gene Ontology annotation, molecular function: mRNA binding. The transcript is spliced from 4 exons. Lineage: Eukaryota; Viridiplantae; Streptophyta; Magnoliopsida; Brassicales; Brassicaceae.